GUGGGACGGGGCGGAUGGCCGGGCCCGAGUUGGGGGCGAGGCGGGAUGGGGCCGGAGGCCGGACACCAGCCCCGGAGCGGAGCGGUGAGAUGGUGCCAGCGGGCGGCCUUGGGGCCAACUUGACGCCUAGACUUGGGCCAGGAGCCCGGGGCGGUGUGCGGCCUGGGAGUCCCUGGUACUGGGUCAGAAAGGAGCCACGUUGGAAGAGGGUUGUGAGAGGCAGCGUUGAAGAAUGUGUGGACGAACAUCCUGUCACUUACCUAGAGAUGUACUCACAAGAGCUUGUGCCUAUCAUGAUCGGCAGGGCCAACAGAGGCUCCCAGAGUGGAGAGACCCUGACAAGUAUUACCCCUCGUACAACAAGAGCCCUCAAUCAAGCAGCCCAGUGCUUCUAUCUCGACUACACUUUGAGAAGCUUGUGGGAUCCAAUUCAAGAAUCCAUCCACCCUACCUAUUCCCCUGCUGCCUCUCUUGAGGGUCUGAUACUUCCCCCUACUUCACAGGUCAUGCGCCACAGAACUGCUUUGACACUCAUUGGUGCAGACUCAUCUGAGCGUAUCAUUGCUCCCAUGCGUUGGGGCUUGGUCCCAUCUUGGUUCAAAGAAGAUGAUCCUUCCAAGCUGCGGUUCAACACUACCAACUGUCGUAGUGAUACCAUAAUGGAGAAACAGUCCUUCAAGGUGCCUCUGGGAAAGGGAAGACGCUGUGUUGUUUUAGCAGAUGGAUUCUACGAGUGGCAGCGAUGUCAGGGAACAAGCCAGAGGCAGCCAUACUUCAUCUACUUCCCCCAAGUCAAAACAGAAAAGUCAGCCAGCAUUGGUGCUGUCAGCAGUCCUGAGGACUGGGAGAAAGUUUGGGACAACUGGAGGCUGCUAACAAUGGCCGGGAUCUUUGAUUGCUGGGAGCCACCAGAGGGAGGAGACAGCCUGUAUUCCUUCACCAUCAUCACAGUGGAUUCCUGCAAAGGCUUGAAUGACAUCCACCAUAGGAUGCCUGCCAUAUUAGAUGGAGAGGAAGCAGUCUCUAAAUGGCUUGACUUUGGCGAAGUCUCAACUCAGGAAGCUCUGAAGUUAAUCCACCCAACAGAGAACAUCACCUUCCAUCCAGUCUCUACUGUAGUGAACAACUCCCGAAACAACACUCUUGAGUGUCUGGUUCCUGUCAACUUAUUGGUCAAAAAGGAGCUCAAGGCAAGUGGCAGCAGCCAGAAGAUGUUGCAGUGGCUAGCCACAAAAUCACCCAAAAAGGAAGGCCCCAAAAUACCCCAAAAGGAAGAGUCAGGUGUGCCCCUUUGGUCCAGCCAGUUCCUGCAGAAGCCAUUCCCCACCAAGAGAGGCCGCACUGGACUCCUGGAGCAAUGGCUGAAGCAGGAGAAGGAGGAGGAGCCAGUGGCCGAGGAGCCAGUGGCCAAGCGGCCUCACAGCCAGUAAUGCAGGACUUUCAAAGAUCAAGGUCAUGGGUUUGCUGCACUAAAUACUGCUGCUGCUAACAGAUUCUUGUAUUGUGUGUGUAUGGAUUGCUUUGGGAGGAGGUAGCACAAUAUUAGUUGACUAUUGUGGGUUCAUGGGGGAAUGGCUUCCCUGGCUGUGACCAAGAACCCACAGUGGGGCUGUGGGCAGCCUAGGAAGAAGCGGGGCCACCUCCAUCAACUCACAAGGGGUACAUUAUACCUGUGGCCCUCUCCUGGUAACACUGGUAGAACCUUCCCUCAAAGUCUGACCCUACUGCCAGUUCUCAGCCCCAACCUGACCUGGUACUGCUAGCAAAGGCCUUUUUCUGCUCAGCCUUUGGGCUCUUUCAGUCUUUUGCAGCUAAGUUCUUAAAACAUUGUUUUUGGGUUUUUUUCUGAAUAAAUUAUAUUUGAAAAACUGUC
This is a messenger RNA of Hipposideros armiger (great roundleaf bat), 1873 nucleotides long. It is a transcript of the gene HMCES, whose product is annotated as 5-hydroxymethylcytosine binding, ES cell specific. The transcript is spliced from 8 exons. Bases 15 to 1430 code for a protein of 471 amino acids. Lineage: Eukaryota; Metazoa; Chordata; Mammalia; Chiroptera; Hipposideridae. Gene Ontology annotation, biological process: protein-DNA covalent cross-linking repair. Gene Ontology annotation, molecular function: single-stranded DNA binding. The record is from RefSeq and is a predicted model, not a curated record.